This is a messenger RNA of Trichomycterus rosablanca, 2960 nucleotides long. It is a transcript of the gene rfng, whose product is annotated as RFNG O-fucosylpeptide 3-beta-N-acetylglucosaminyltransferase. Bases 466 to 1554 code for a protein of 362 amino acids. The transcript has 9 exons. NCBI's taxonomy places the organism in Eukaryota, Metazoa, Chordata, Actinopteri, Siluriformes, Trichomycteridae. Gene Ontology annotation, biological process: pattern specification process; regulation of Notch signaling pathway. The record is from RefSeq and is a predicted model, not a curated record. Gene Ontology annotation, cellular component: Golgi membrane. Gene Ontology annotation, molecular function: O-fucosylpeptide 3-beta-N-acetylglucosaminyltransferase activity.
CAAACGGAAUGUGUUCAUUUCAUAUGGAGCUAUAAGUGCUCGUUUUUACUUUAUGUUCAUAGUAAGCAGUGUAAAUACAGUCUAUAAUGCCUGAAGUUUCUACAGUAGACGGAAAUGCUUCAUUUAGGUGAACUUUGCUACUAGUUUCUGCACGAAGACAAGAACAAUAACAAGCUACCCACGUUUAUGCAUUUUAUUACUUUUACAUGGACUUUUAUAUAAUACACGGGUGUUUUUUCCACAGUGAAGGACCCGCUUUUGCUUCAGCGACUUUGCAUUUUAAUCGUUAAUUGCUACUUUUUAAUAAUAAGGACAGUCGAAAGGAUGGUAAGAGUUGGUUUGGGACUGAGAAAUACUGCUAUACGCCAGUUUUUCCAUGAUUCCCGUUUAUUGCACUGAAGAUGGGCACCAGAGAGCCGAGGUGGUCGAGCCCAGGCGGCUAGUCCGGCUUUCCGAGCAGGAAGAAUGCAUCUCUCGCCAGUCGGCACGAGUAGACGUUGCUUUCUCGCCUCCUUGGCCCUUUGUGCUCUCGUGCUGUUACUGAUCCCCACGCUCCAAACACAACCGAGGCAAGGCAAGCUGCCCCAACCUCUGCCUCGAGGAAGAUCCUCCAGCUGCGAGGGUGCUAAUAAUGCCAUAGGUCUGAGUGUCACUGGGCUGCCCACUGUAGAUGCCAAAUUCCAGGGGGUGCAAGGAGACGCACAUUUCAGCGUAUCCGGCUCACGGUCCAGAGAAGCUCUGGAGCUAAAAGACAUUUUUAUUGCUGUCAAAACCACCAGGAAGUAUCACAAGUCCCGGCUGCAGCUGCUUUUCCAGACCUGGGUGUCGAAAGCCAAAGAACAGACAUUCAUCUUUACCGAUGGCGAAGAUAAGGAACUGAGGCAAAAAGCAGGUGGCAACGUCAUCAACACCAACUGCUCAGCUGCGCACACACGUCAGGCCUUGUGCUGCAAGAUGUCUGUGGAAUAUGACAAAUUCAUUGAAUCACAGAAGAAAUGGUUCUGUCACGUGGACGAUGAUAAUUACGUCAUCCUUCCGAGUCUGCAGCGGCUGCUCUCAUCCUAUUCCCACACGCAGGACGUGUACCUGGGACGGCCCAGUCUGGAUCACCCAAUAGAGGCUGCGGAGAGGGUCAAGAGCGAUGGAUCGACAUCUGUGAAGUUUUGGUUUGCCACUGGAGGCGCUGGGUUUUGCAUCAGUCGAGGGCUGGCGCUCAAGAUGAGCCCAUGGGCAAGUCUGGGUAAUUUUAUCACCACCGCAGAGAAGAUCCGUCUCCCGGAUGACUGCACGAUUGGUUACAUCAUCGAGGCACUACUGGAGGUUUCGCUGACACACACCCACCUCUUCCACUCACACCUGGAAAACCUGCAGAGAAUGCCAGCUGACGAUAUCCUAAACCAGGUUACCCUCAGCUAUGGUGGUUUUGAGAACAGGAGGAAUGUGGUCCCCAUUGCUGGAAUGUUUUCAUUGGCUGAAGACCCUUCACGGUUUAAGACUGUUCACUGCUUACUUUAUCCCGAGACUGACUGGUGUCCUCGCAACAUUCAUCACUGAUUUCUGGAGAUUCUUCUGGAGACUGAACAGGCUGCCCUCCUCCCAUAUAAACCUAGUGAGCUGCCUUGCUGCCUAAGUAGAGAGGAUCCUAGUAAGUCAGGUUAUCGAACGCACUACUUAGACAGUGAUUCCAUCAGCUUUCGCUUACUAAGCUAACACAGUUAGCCUCAUGUCAACUAACUUCUCCCUUUGUGUCCCGAAAACGGCUAAAUUUGCUCACAAGCCUACUUUUUUUGUGAGAAAAGUGUGCCGCACUGAAUUCUGGGAUUGCCUUCAUUGCUAAGGCAGCAUCAGAUGCUUCCUCAUUAUUUAAUCAAAACACCAUUCAGAUUUAAGGUGCCUCAGUAGGCAGCAUUUUAAGGCAUCCAAGAAUUCGAACAGCCUACUUCUCGAGAGAGCGCAUAGGGUGAUGUAAAAUGCUGCCUAUGUAGAGAGCUCACUAGGUUUUGGACUCUUAUCCCAGUGGGCACUGCUGUCCAGUAGUGGUACUGUGGUCAGCCGGCUGUCUGAGAUGGCAAUUUAAACCAACUCGGAACUGCCGUGGUACACUGUUGUACGUUGAUUUAUUUCGUCAUCCCAAAGUCUGUUGUUAUGGUUAUAAGAUCUAGUGAGAAGUUGUGGACGUCCAGCUCGAGACUUUAAAUUUAGGAGCUUAGACGUUCUUUGGCUUGUUAUGCCACAACGUCAGGUAGCUUGCAUAGAAAAAUGCUUAUGACCUUGAUCCCUGAACUCCAAGCAACUGUUAAAAGUUCAAUUGUGGGUUCGAAACUCGGAGUUGCCACCAGUCGGCUGGGCGCCUUCUAGCGAGCAUAAUCGGCAGUGUCCGCAGCAGACACGUUUCUGCUAGGGCGGGAUGACCGGACUGUGUGUGUGGUCUUCAAGCACUGUGAAGGGACCCUGAUUAGUGGGUGGAGGGGAAAACCGGUGGACGUUUGUCCCAGUGAAGACGCACUACAUCAGUUCAGUUCUUGUAGAAGCCUGGAUUUCAAGAGUAACCAAGUAGCCCUGUUAUUUUAUCGUGAUUUGAAUGCGUAAAUUAAGGCACGGCUGGUACAUUUUAAGUCGAAGUGUGGAUUAAUCUGCCGUGGAUAGGUGACAAAAAAUUAAACCAAAGCAAAUUAUACAGAAUUCUAUAAAACUCUAACGCAGUAAAAUUUAAAAAGGCACUAGUAUCUUCCAAAGACGUUUUUUUUUUUUUACAAAUAGUUCUGCGUAUUUAUGCACAAACAUGGCUUUACUGCAGGUCAGUGGCUAAUGUAAGCAUGCCAAAUGAAGCUAAGGCUUUGCUUUCCUAUAGUGAGUGAGACAAAUUCCGUUACUGUUUAAGCUGUAUUAUUCCACAUUAUGGUGCUGACAAGUAUUGUUGCUGAUUUUUUUUGUUAUUUGAAUAAACCCUUUUGCUAAAA